GGCUAACCUUUCUCAUUGUCAUUGUCAAGAUUGUUUGUUUGUUUGUUUGAAUCAUCGAUUAAUUGAUUGCUAAAUCAUCAUUAUCAUUAUUGAUUCUGUUGAAUUAAAAAAACGAAAAAAAAAUGCUUUUAUCCGUAAUGGUACCAUCAGAUGAUGAAGAACAUAUACGUCGUACAGCAUAUCGUGCUAGACGUCGUCGUCGUGAAUCUGAUACCGGUAUUACUGGUGGUAUUGUUUUAAGAUCAUCAUCUGGUAGUCAUGGGCGUCGUUUAGUUUCAUUAAAUCCUUAUGGUACAAUGACUAUUGUAAGUAAAUUUUUUUUUUUGUGGAAAAUAUUUCAAAAAAAUGAAUGUUUUGUGUAA
Molecule: messenger RNA, 362 nt
Organism: Dermatophagoides pteronyssinus (European house dust mite)
Lineage: Eukaryota; Metazoa; Arthropoda; Arachnida; Sarcoptiformes; Pyroglyphidae
Product: MAP/microtubule affinity-regulating kinase 3-like
Biological process (GO): protein phosphorylation; microtubule cytoskeleton organization; intracellular signal transduction
Cellular component (GO): cytoplasm
Molecular function (GO): ATP binding; tau-protein kinase activity
Source: RefSeq, a predicted model, not a curated record